AUGGCUCGAAUUGCUCAGGCGAUCAGUGAAAUCGUGAAUCCGAAGCCCACGGCGCUCGUUCCUGUGACAAUGGGUAGCGAGGAGAUCGAGGUGGCCGCUCUAUGUGAUAUCUUGGCUCGUGGAGGUGUUCGCGUGACUGUUGCGAGUGUUGACGGACACCUCAACCACAUAGUAAAGCUCGCCACGGGUACAGCAGUGCAAGCAGACAAGCCGAUCGAGUUCUGUGUCAAUGACGAGUAUGAUGUCAUUGCGGUGCCCGGCGGUCCUGGAGCGAAAGCGCUGGGUGCUAGUCGGACGUUGACGUCACUGCUGAAAGAUCAAAAGUCUGCUGGUAAGCUGUACGGUGCAGUGGGCGAAGCCGUGUCCGAGGUGCUGUUCCACAACGCGCUAGUUGAAGGCCCCAUGGCUGGCGACCCGGCUGAUAAACUGGUGCUGAGUGAUCUGUACUCGGACGACAAAAUCGUGAUCGCAGAGAAUUGCGUGACGAGCAAAGGCCCAGCAACUGCCAUCGCUAUGGCCGUGACACUGGUGGAACUACUUCGAGGCGAGAAGGUUGCACGUGCCGUUGCCAGCGACAUCGCUUUUAAGCCGAUCAAGACGUGA
This is a messenger RNA of Phytophthora infestans T30-4, 603 nucleotides long. RefSeq lists its product as uncharacterized. Bases 1 to 603 code for a protein of 200 amino acids. NCBI's taxonomy places the organism in Eukaryota, Oomycota, Peronosporomycetes, Peronosporales, Peronosporaceae. Gene Ontology annotation, biological process: guanine deglycation, glyoxal removal; protein deglycation, glyoxal removal. Gene Ontology annotation, molecular function: protein deglycase activity. The record is from RefSeq and is a predicted model, not a curated record. The transcript is spliced from 2 exons. Gene Ontology annotation, cellular component: nucleus; cytosol.